Messenger RNA from Phycomyces blakesleeanus NRRL 1555(-), 2160 nucleotides. RefSeq lists its product as hypothetical. NCBI's taxonomy places the organism in Eukaryota, Fungi, Mucoromycota, Mucoromycetes, Mucorales, Phycomycetaceae. The transcript has 5 exons. Bases 1 to 2160 code for a protein of 719 amino acids. The record is from RefSeq and is a predicted model, not a curated record.
AUGAACAUCAACACUGAAUUCAAUCCCAUUAUCUCGCCCUGUCGUCUUAAUAACAAUGCCUUGUCGCCCAUUUCAGAUGAUGACUUGUUCGCAAACUUGAACAAACAUGUACCACUUGCAGAGUCUACCCGCGGUCUUAGUUUCGCUUCUGUUUCUCGUUCCUUGGCUCCUAAGAAGAUGGACACAGUUUUGUCUUGUACUGAAAUGCUCGAAAUGGAACUGGUUCAAAAUUUAGAGGCUUUUAGUGCUGCUCACGCCAUAAACGAUGAGCAAGCAGCUGAAAUAGCACUCAAUAAAAUCAAGCGCACCAAAGAAGCAAUCCUAAUUAGUAAAGAGUGCAGUGAGAUUUUGUCUCCCUCUGUUAAGGUCAUAGAGAGGGAUAGUUACACUAAAAGGUUGACUCUUAAUAUAAGAGAUCUUCCUAAGUUCCAGUUGUCAGACGAUAUGAUUAGACCCUUCCCAAAUGAAGAGGUAUUUCAGUCAGUCGAUCAUUUCCUUUGUGCUUUUCAGAAGACUAUAGAUCUAUAUCUUUUAGACAUUGAACAAGUUUGGAGAACAAUCUUCCCGCUCUGCUUGCCUCAUGAUUAUGAUAGAUGGGUAGAAAUGGUUUUGAAGAAAUGUGUAGAUUGGAAGGCGGCCAAGAACUGCUUUACAGUAAGACAUGAAUUGCGGCUAUUGAUAUCGCGAUCAGUGAAAGAGGUGUUUACUAUGGAGAUGCAAAGCACCGAAUCAAUUGAAGAUUACUCAAAGAAGUUCCUUCAGGCCGUAUCCGAUGCUGACCUUGCUAAAGACGAUGCUCACAUCGCUGAUCGCUUUCUUACUUCCCUAACCGUACAAGUACAAACACUACUACGAUUCAUAAUAAACCGCUUAGACCUUGGUGGUGAGCUAAAACGCGAUUGGACUGUGGAGCAGCUGACACAGAUUGGGAGAGGCAUCCUUGGAGAUGACAAUCGGUUGCAUGCUGAAGCUACCCAGCCCAUUCCUGAUAAAAAUGUGCACACUGAGAAUAUAAUGGAGAAGAGAACAGACAAGAAAAUGGCGAGCUAUUCUCGAAAGAAAGUAAACCACAACAGUGUCCAGCAUCGUGUUAGCAAGCCGGAAAGAUCGUUCUUCUGCUCGCACCAUGGCAAGAACCACACGCAUGAAUCGAGUGAAUGUUUCACCUUGGUCAACCGAAAGCCAAAAGUAUCUAUCUCCGACAGUUGUAACCCUUGCAGACGUUGUGGGGAAAAUUACAUCCGUGGCCAUACUACAAGGGAAAAGACUGAGAAAGGGCUCAAGCGCCUCCAAGAUUGUACUGGUAUCAAACUCGGAAACAUAUUAUUUGACUUUCUGGAGAUUGUUAACUUGUCAGGUUUAUUAGUAAAAAACAACUACAUUCCUAUAGUAACCCAUUAUGGAUCCACCCCUUUGGGUGGCACAUCAACAAGCUGGCAGAUGGUCUCUAGAUCUAUUCACUGGUCAUUCAUCUCCUCUCAACCCAAAAAUAAGACUGUCACUAUCUUCUUGACACCUUGGAGUGAAAUACUCUUCAAUAUAAAUCUUGCUGUUGCUACUUGGGCUCGCAGUGUCUACCAUGUCAGUGACAUUUUCAACCUUGGCAAGACUGCCAACUCUACUCUGGUUGAGCAAAUUUUCUUUUCUAUCUUUGGUGCUACGGAGGCACUCUCAACUUGCCUCAUCAGUGGCAAGGAACUUCUUACUGAGGUACUCUUCUCUGAUGUGAAGAUUUGUGAACAAGUCAUCACCAUAGGUUUUUUAUAUAACAACAAAUGCAUUGUUGGUACACCAGGUCUUCCUGUUAACAAAAAUAUUGUGAAAAUUAAUUUGUACAAUAUCCCUAAUUGCUUCCCUGAGACCAAUCUACAGGACCCACUUGUUGAGGCUCUGAAGUCUCAUGGGAAGGCCGGUGGGAUCAGGCCUGCUACACCAUCUAUCACAGCUGUUGCUGUGCCAGCACAAACAUCUCAUACAUCUGUUGUGACACCCUCUCCUCCCACUCCUACUCUACCAGCAGUAAACACAGAAGAAGACAAACUCGAUGCCUACCUUACCGAUUUCAUUGCUACUGUUAUUGUCAAAGAUGCAGUUAUAGAUGAGAGUGCUUCCUUAUCUGAUAUCAAACAGACUGCUUCUGGGAACACUGAGAGCAACUAG